AGCUGAAUUAAAAAAAAGAAAAUUAUUCUAAAUUCUUUAAUUGACAAACAUCAACAAGUUGUUUAUUUUGAAUUUUAUGACGAUGAAUCGUAUACGAUCGAUUACAAAAUGGAUCAGAAAUCCAAAGCUAAUAAUUAUGUUGGGCGAAAAAAAUUCCGUUGGAAUAAAAAUGAAUCAAUCAAUACGACAAUUGUCGUCGGCAAAAACGAAUGAAGAAAAAAAAGUUAAAACUGCUAUAUUAAUGUUGAAUAUGGGUGGACCGAAAACAAUAGCCGAUGUUGAACCAUUUUUACGUGAAUUAUUUCUCGAUAAUGAUAUAAUCAAAUUACCAUUACAAAAAUGGCUUGGACCAUUCAUAGCUAAACGUCGUACUGCAAAAGUGGCAAAAAAAUAUUCCGAAAUUGGUGGUGGUUCACCAUUACAUGAAUGGACUAAUCGACAAGGAUCAUUAUUAAUCGAACGAUUAAAUCAAAUUCGACCGAAUAAUGGACCAUAUAAAUAUUAUAUUGGUUUUCGUUAUACACCACCAACAUUAUCGGAAGCAUUCAAACAAAUUGAAUGUGAUAAACCUGAACGUGUUAUUGCAUUUUCACAAUAUGCACAAUAUUGUUGUAAUACAACCGGUAGUAGUGUGAAUCAGAUUGCAAAAUAUUUUCAACAACAACAGCAACAAAAAUUAUCAUUUCAUCUUAGUUUUAUUGAUCGUUGGCCAAUAAAUUCCGGAUUAAUCAAUUCAUUUACUGAACUUAUUAAUAAUGAACUUAAACAAUUUCCGGUCAAUUCAUCUAAUGAAAUUAUAUUAUUAUUUACAGCACAUUCAUUACCAUUGAAUUCAGUAAAUGUAGGCGAUACAUAUACAAUGGAAGUUAGUUCGACUGUAAUGGAAGUAAUGAAACAGCUAAAAUUUCGUCAUCCAUUUCGUUUGGUUUGGCAAUCAAAAGUAGGACCAGUACCAUGGCAAGCACCUGCAACUGAUGAUGUUAUAAAAGGAUUUAUUGAAAAAGGUUAUCGAAAUAUACUACUCAUACCAAUAUCAUUCGUAAAUGAACAUAUUGAAACAUUACAUGAAUUAGAUAUUGAAUAUUGUAAGGAAUUAGUGGAAAAUUUACCAAUCAAAAUGAUACGUCGUUGUCCAGCACCAAAUGAUCAUCCAUUAUUCAUCGAUGGUAUUGUUCAAUUAAUCGAUGAACAUUUAGAAUCCGGUGUUGAUGUUUCACCACAAUUAUUACUACAAUGUCCAUUAUGUGUUAAAAAAGUUUGUAAAGAUACACGCCUUUGGCUAAAAGAAUUACAAAACCAACAACAACAGCAAUAACAAUAUCGUUAGUCAACAUUUCUAUUCAUGAACUUUCUUUACACAUUAGAAUUCAUUAUGUCAUUGCACACCUAAUGUUUUCUCAAUGGGGAA
Molecule: messenger RNA, 1408 nt
Organism: Dermatophagoides pteronyssinus (European house dust mite)
Lineage: Eukaryota; Metazoa; Arthropoda; Arachnida; Sarcoptiformes; Pyroglyphidae
Gene: FeCH
Product: ferrochelatase, mitochondrial
Biological process (GO): heme biosynthetic process
Cellular component (GO): mitochondrion
Molecular function (GO): protoporphyrin ferrochelatase activity
Source: RefSeq, a predicted model, not a curated record